Molecule: messenger RNA, 3973 nt
Organism: Manis pentadactyla (Chinese pangolin)
Lineage: Eukaryota; Metazoa; Chordata; Mammalia; Pholidota; Manidae
Gene: PARP11
Product: poly(ADP-ribose) polymerase family member 11
Molecular function (GO): NAD+ poly-ADP-ribosyltransferase activity
Source: RefSeq, a predicted model, not a curated record
GAAGUCGUGAGGUUCGGUGGUCCGAAGACGCUGGCUUGUGACCGGGAGGGGGAGAAGGAAGGCCAGCGUAAAGGUUGCCGCUCCAUCCGAUUUCUCCUGCGACCAUCGAGAAAAAAACCAGCACCUCGGCCCAGCGGCUAGCCCCUUCCCCCAGGCUCUCUCUGCCGAUUUCACCACCGUUAUGUGGGAAGCGAAUCCACAGCUGGUCAACUUUAAAACAUGAAGGAAAAAAAUCUGAAAAUAAUCACAGCAUUCCUUGGAGAGAGUUUCCAAACAUCAAUAAAAAAUAACAAGCCCCCUUCAUUGAGCUCAGGAGAUGUUUCACAAAGCAGAAGAAUUCUUACCCAAAACGACAGAUAGUGAUAUGGAUGAAAUGGACACAUCAGAUACCCAGUGGGGCUGGUUUUACUUGGCGGAGUGCGGGAAGUGGCACAUGUUCCAGCCGGACACCAACAUUCAGUGUUCAGUUAGCAGUGAAGAUAUCGAGAAAAGCUUCAAAGCAAACCCUUGUGGCUCCAUUUCUUUUACCACUUUCAAAUUCAGCUACAAGAUAGACUUUGCAGGUAUUCAAUUUAAAGAGAAGGCAAGAAAUGUACAAAUUUUUGAAAUUUGUGAAUUGUGCAAGUUUUAUAAUGAAAUGAAGCAAAUGAAUCUCACCACUGGAAAGCAGCGCCUAAUAAAAAGAGCCCCCUUUUCAAUCAGUGCUUUCAGUUAUAUCUGUGAAAAUGAGGCUAUCCCCAUGCCCUCGCACUGGGAGAACGUGAAUACUGACUUACCCUACCAGCUUAUUCCUUUGCACAAUCAAACACAUGAAUAUAAUGAAGUUGCUAGUCUCUUUGGGAAAACAAUGGAUCGCAACAGAAUUAAAAGAAUUCAGAGAAUUCAAAACCUAGACUUGUGGGAGUUCUUUUGCAGGAAAAAGGCUCAGCUCAAGAAAAAACGAGGUGUGCCUCAGAUUAAUGAACAAAUGCUAUUUCAUGGCACCAGCAGUGAAUUUGUGGAAGCAAUCUGCAUUCACAACUUUGACUGGAGAAUCAAUGGCAUACAUGGUGCGCUCUUUGGAAAAGGAACCUAUUUUGCUAGAGAUGCCGCUUACUCCAGCCGCUUCUGCAAAGAUGACAUAAAGCAUGGAAACACGUUCCAAAUUCAUGGUGUAAGCAUGCAACAGCGGCAUCUGUUUAGAACAUACAAAUCUAUGUUUCUUGCUCGAGUGCUAAUUGGAGAUUACAUAAACGGAGACUCCAAAUACAUGCGGCCUCCUUCCAAAGACGGGAGCUAUGUGAACUUAUAUGACAGCUGUGUGGAUGACACCUGGAAUCCAAAGAUCUUUGUGGUGUUUGAUGCCAACCAGAUCUAUCCUGAGUACUUGAUAGACUUUCACUGACUUCACUCCCAAAUCUUGGUGGUCAAGGAAGUUUUGUUCUUUCUUGCAGGAAGAUUUUCUCUCCUGUCAUUCAGUCACUAAAAUUUAAUUAUCUGAUACUUUUGAACCAGAUAGGAAAAAAAACGGUCUCCAUAUAAAAAGACAUACUGACUUUAAGGUUGGUUUUAAGUUAUUUCGUUUUUGUCCAUUGCUCAUAGUCUUAUUUGUUAAAGACUGAUACUAUGUUCAUUUUAUUAACACAUAGGGGUGAAACAGAACACUCAAAAUUGAAUCAGUUGAGUCUCAAUUAACAUGGUCAUUCGGAUCCUUUAAAGUUCAUGUGCAUCUGAUCAGGACACAUGUUUCAGUUCAAUAGACUAAGUCAUAUAAAUGUUGAAAAAAAUAUAUAGGCAUAAAUGUGUUCCUUCAAAGGAAAUGGUCCUUUGUAAAUUGCAUCCUGAUAUUGUUGUCCACCAAUCAAAAUGUUGCCUUGUUGGUCUCCUGAAGUGGGAAUUUAAAAACUGGAAGCAGUCUGAGUACCAUAAGAGGAAUCAGAAGUCAGAAAAUUGUUUACAGUGCUGCCAAACGGCAGAGGAGAAAAUCAAGGCCAGAAGCCCUGCCUCCAGUUGCCUUAGGACGGCAGGCAGCUGGCUCAGCUGCACCCGUGGCCUUCUGGUCUCCCACAUCUGAACUGACCAGUGCUGCGGACCGUAAGUAGCCUGCAAGUCAUCCACUGGGGUUCUUGAAGUCUUAUACCAAGACUUGCUGCACACAGUAUUUAUUGCAUCUUCAAAAUGAAACCUUUAUUUAUUAUUUAAAACAUUUAUUUCCCCUUUGUGUUGGGGUCCCUUCAAGGAUUACCUUAAGGUAUUUUAAUAUACUCCUCCCCCCACACAGCUUUUCAACAAUGAUUUAUAAAAUUCACAUUUCCCCAUUGUGAAUCAUUGCAGAAAGCAUGGGAUGCUUGGAGCAAAUCUGGUUUAGUCUUCUGAAUGGCAGUUGACAAUAAAUUAAGUCUUUUGAAAAGUUAGAUACAAUUCAUAAUCACGUUUAAUGGCGGUUGUCUGCCUCAUCCCUCUGUUUUGCUGUUCUGUUCUGAGGAGGAAUAAGUAAUGCUGGCAUAUUGCCUGCCCCUAAAUGUAUUCUAGCAGAGACUAGAUAACGAGUGGGCAGAAAUGUUAUAGAGGAGUUGAGGUAACAGAUCAGGGUUGGCCACAUGAUUGUUGAGUUUUUCCAACUUUGAUUUUUUCCAUGAUUCUACUUGGAAAAAGAAAAGAAAAACUUCUAUAAAGCUUGUCCAUAAUACCUUUUUCUAACUCAGUCUAAUACUGAAUUCUCUCUCCAAUUCUCAUCCAGUUUUGGCUGAGAGGUGGUGAACAUGCUUGCACUUCUCAAGAAAAAUCCAGUAAGCAUUCAUUCCACUGUUGUCCAGUUCAAUCAGUUUGGACUGUGAAGGCAUCUAGAAAUAAUGAAAGUAGGGAGUGUAGAACAAGAUUGAAUAUGCUAAGUCUUCAACUACAUAUGUCCCCAGAUUUUUAUUAUAGCCCAGAAUACAUGUAAUUGUGCAAGCGAAAGUAAGUUACACAGGAAAUUGCACGCACAGUACUUUAAAACCAAGUAACAACAAAGAUGUCCUGGCUCAGAUGUACAGACUAACAGCCAGUUUAGAUGGAGUGUUGUGAAUAAUUAGAACAUAUUUCAGAAACAUUUAGAGAUCAUCAUGGAAAUAACUGGAGGAAAAGUCGCUAGGCUGCUUAUGAGAGGGAGCACACCCCUGCUCUAAACUCAUUUACAAAAUUAGGAACACUAGAAAUUCAGACUCUGAAAAUCUUUUUGUUUUACUUGUUAUUUGCAUACAAAAAAGGUUCAAAUAGACCCCCCUGUAACAUGGCUAUCUUCUUUCAAUGUUACCUGGUUGCCUCUCCCAUCGCUUGAAUGGAAAACCUGUUGUUGCAUUUGGUGGGUGGUAUUCUCAUAGCUCAAGGCACCCAGGAGCCCAGAGCUGAGAUUUGCAAGGCGAUCUGUUCAAACUGCGAGCCCCGCUGGCCGGCUCCUGUGUAAUGAGUAGAGUGACUGUGGUAGAACUUUGUGAAAAGAACUGUCCUGUUGUCCUUGUGUGAGAAUGUGCUGCCGCCUCUCCUUUUAUAAGAAAGCUGAUUUUGGUAAACUUAAAUGUCAUAGUGUAGAGUUAAUUGUGUUAAAAUUCUAUCUCUUUGUUUUGAUCAGAAGAUUGAGUUGAGAAUCACAUAAUCAGUAUAUACUAAGACUGGAUACAACCCUUUACCCUCUUCUCUCAUCACACAGUAUGGGUGGGGAGAGUGAAGAGAAGCCACCCCAGAUUAAUGAAUAGAAGAUUUUUAACAUAUAUUGAAUAAAUUCCAGCUGAUAGUGACUUUUCUUUCUGACUUUGGUGAUAUCAGCCUCAGGGUAAAAAAAAAAUGUGUUUAUAAGAAACAGUUUCAUAAACCUUGCAGUUAUGAACAGGAGGGUUUUGUAUUAGUGCAACUUGAAUUGCUAGACUUAUAGUGAUGAUGAUAAAGACUUUGGAGCCAUUUUUGAUAUAUGAAUAUGUUGUAUUUACAUGUGGUGAUUAAAGCUUUCUGUAGCAGG